AUGGGAAAGAAAAGUUUCUUGGCGAUGAGGAGGGAUGAAGAAAUGGCAAGUGACUUGCUUGCUUCUGAUUUUCAAGACGUUACUGUUGCUGCUAAGAAGCUAGCUAAUCAUGCUAUCAAGCUUGGCGGGUCAGGAUUUGUUACCACUUUUCUUCAAUGGAUCGCUGCUUUUGCUGCAAUUUAUCUACUGAUCUUGGAUCGAACGAACUGGAAAACCAACAUUCUUACUGGUCUAUUAAUCCCUUACAUUUUCUUUACUCUUCCUUCAAUAUUGUUCAACCUGUUCAGAGGAGAAGUUGGAAAAUGGAUCGCUUUCGUUGCUGUUAUAUUGCGUCUUUUCUUCCCAAAACGUUUCCCAGAUUGGCUUGAGAUGCCUGGUGCUUUGAUUCUUCUUAUAGUGGUGGCUCCCAGUUUGUUUGCGAGCACAAUAAGGAAUGACUGGAUUGGCGUGGCCAUAUGUCUAGUCAUUGCAUGUUAUCUGCUGCAAGAACACAUCCGGGCAUCGGGUGGGUUUAGAAACUCCUUCACAAAAGCACAUGGCAUAUCCAACACUGCUGGCAUAGUACUUCUGUUUGUUUAUCCUGCCUGGGCAUUGCUGACUGAUUUGCUUUAA
This is a messenger RNA of Dovyalis caffra, 612 nucleotides long. Lineage: Eukaryota; Viridiplantae; Streptophyta; Magnoliopsida; Malpighiales; Salicaceae. The record is from the annotation of a GenBank genome assembly.